Molecule: messenger RNA, 595 nt
Organism: Onychostoma macrolepis
Lineage: Eukaryota; Metazoa; Chordata; Actinopteri; Cypriniformes; Cyprinidae
Exons: 2
Coding region: 251-469 (72 amino acids)
Biological process (GO): G protein-coupled receptor signaling pathway
Cellular component (GO): heterotrimeric G-protein complex
Molecular function (GO): G-protein beta-subunit binding
Source: RefSeq, a predicted model, not a curated record
ACUUGACUCUGGGGCUACUCGCAUUUCUAGGUCCCCGUGAGGAAACAAGCCUAUAAAUCAUACAGAAUUAAAUUUUUUGAAAAUCUAAAAAUGCAUAAAGUUUCCUAUGAGGGGUAGGUUUAGGUGUAGGGCGAUAGAAAAUACAGUUUGAACAGUAUAAAAACCAUUACCCAAAAAACAUGGAAACAAUGUGUGCGCGUGCGCUUGUUCCGCAAACUUGCAAACUUCCGCAAACUCUCUCGAGUCAGUCAUGUCUAACAACAACGCUAGCAGCAGCAGUGUGGCUGUGGCGCAGAAAGCCGUCAAACAGCUCAGGCUAGAGGCCAAAGUACGACGAAUUAACGUUUCUCAAGCUGCCACAGACCUGAAGAACUUCUGCUUGCAGAACGCCCAUAAAGACCCGCUGCUGAUGGGCAUGCCGUCCAGCGACAACCCCUUCCGCCCGCCCAAGUCCUGCGGCCUCCUCUGAACGACUGCUGUCUGAUCACACAGGUUACCAACAACCUCCUGUCCUUCUGAAGCACCGUAGAUGCAUUCAGUGAAUGCACACGCAAUCAAAAUGUAUCAGCCCAUCAAAGAUGUAGAUGAGUUUGUU